Molecule: messenger RNA, 786 nt
Organism: Acanthamoeba castellanii str. Neff
Lineage: Eukaryota; Discosea; Longamoebia; Acanthamoebidae
Product: mitogen-activated protein kinase kinase kinase
Exons: 5
Coding region: 1-786 (261 amino acids)
Biological process (GO): protein phosphorylation; signal transduction
Cellular component (GO): cytoplasm
Molecular function (GO): protein kinase activity; ATP binding
Source: RefSeq, a predicted model, not a curated record
AUGCUGGACGAACGGCGAUGCAUAGACGAAUCGCCCAAUCUCGGCCUGGGAAUCGGGCUCGAGGAAGUGCUGGCGGACAGCCCCAUGGCACGCAACAGGCUUCGCGAGGUCCAGAAAGGCGUUGAGGACUGGGGCGAUGACCUCCUGCGCCUCACCUCUGCCGCCACCAAACUCGGCUCCGCUGCCAAAGUCUACAUUGGACAGACCUACACCGAGAAAGCCGACGUCUACAGCUACGCCAUCUGCCUGGCCGAGCUCAUGACAGGCGAGGAUCCGUAUCAGGGCAUGGAGCCCCACAUCUACGCGUCCUACGCCAUCACCAACUCGCUUCGGCCGCAGCUCCCCGAAACCCUCGACGAGAAGUGGAAGGAACUCAUGAUGGCGUGCUGGCAUGAGGACCCGGAGCUUCGACCCGACUUUGCCGAGGUGGUGGCCUACCUCGACUGCUACCUGCCCGCGACCUCGCCGCCAGCCCCAGCGCCGCCACUACCAACCACACAAGCUGACGUCGGUGACAUCCACGAAGAUGAAGUCGACGACGAUGGCGAUGACGAUGACGAUGACGCGAGUGGUGCGGGCGAUGUGGUGGAGCGACGAUCGCCCGAAGCGAAGCGACCACCACCGUCAGACCACAAGCAACACGGUGACGAAGCAGAAGAAGCGGAGGACUCAUCGCCACAGCGAACUCACGACCCACUGCGGACCACGUCCAGCAGCGCCGGCUACUUGCUUGCCCUGGCUGGCGAACCCAAAGACAAGUCGGGGCGCGAACGACGUUGUGGUUAG